Messenger RNA from Dreissena polymorpha, 4698 nucleotides. RefSeq lists its product as uncharacterized. The transcript has 15 exons. Gene Ontology annotation, molecular function: protein binding. Bases 247 to 3474 code for a protein of 1075 amino acids. NCBI's taxonomy places the organism in Eukaryota, Metazoa, Mollusca, Bivalvia, Myida, Dreissenidae. The record is from RefSeq and is a predicted model, not a curated record.
GUAUUGCGUUCAAGUGCGGAUCGACAAAUUCAAAAUGGCGGCGGACGUGAUUAAAUAAUUGUCGAUUUUCAAUGUGACAGUUUUCGAACUAAUUUUAUGAAAGUGAAAUCAGUGGAGUAAAACGUGUUUGUGUAUAUAUUUUGAUUGUUAUUUUGUCAUUACAAAACUGUGCUACAAUAAGAGAAAGACCUUAGGCUUCUGAUUGAUUCGAAGCCCUCGGCGACCUCUUGUUGGAUUAAUUCUGAGAUGGGAGUACAGGUACUCAUUCCAGAGAGCACGCAGCCCAAGCACAUUCGCUCUCUGCCAAGAAUCCCGAAAAACUCACACUAUUCAAUGAAACCUUUGAAUUCCGUAAAACCAUCCAGAGCGCUUCCUACCGUCCCUAACUCAAACCUUUCCAAGAUGGACCCCAACGUCAAGGUCGCUCGAGCUUUGCCCAGGGUACCAAAACAAACGGAUAUUAAAAAGACAAUUGUAGCAACCGGCAGGCACGGGAGGGCUCUUCCGGAAGUUCCGUUCCGAGAGAUUGGAAAUUUGAAACAUUCGGAUACCUCCGUGUCCAGUCGGGCAUCAACGCCGCGACAGGCGCACAACACGAGUCUGAAUUCCCACAAAUCUAAUACGAACCAUCUCUCAAAUGGCAAUCAUCACGUGACCAAUGGCCACCAAUCAAAUAAUCUCUCCAAUAAUCACCAUCAUCACACCAGUAACGGUCAUCAUUCAAACAAUGUCCAUGCGAACGGUAACCAUGUCCACACGACGAAUCACCAAAGUCAUCAAAGUACAAACGGCAACACAACACAACGAACAUUACCAAAGUUACCAAAGCUACUUCAAAAGCCUAAACCGGAACAAAACAGAAUAGAAUACAUGCACGAACUUUACAAAAAGGAAGGCGACAAAUUCAGCGAUGAAGGCAACUACGAACAAGCCCUCAAAAGCUAUAACCAUGCACUUAAGUUUAUUUCGGACGAGAAGAAUACCAUGAUUGCAAGGUCACGUGUGUAUCGGAAGUUGGGGAAGCUCCGAAAGGCCGCGCAGGACGCAGACGUCGCUCUGAAGAUAGAUCCGCUAUAUCACGAGGGCCUCUUGCAGAAGGCUGAGAUAUUAUUAGAACAAGGCGAAUACGAGGCUGCCCUGAACUACUUCCAGAAAGGUGCCCGAAUGAGGCCGGAUAAGGACGACUUCCAAGACGGAAUCGAGAAGGCGAAACACGCCAUGUCGGAAAGCCACAAGGUGCCAGUUGCAAGGAAGCGGAAAAACACCAUCAGCCCCGAAGAAAUAACGCUACAGAAGAAGUCAAAGGACCGUUCGGAAAAGGCCCGGAAGAACCGAGAGAAUGCGCAGGCGCAACGAGCGCACUCGCACCUUAGCGACGACACGCACGAUGUCUCCAUGGGUUCAAACGGCUCAUCACACCGCGACAACGUGUCCGUCAUACAGGAAGAGGGGUCCACGCACAUUCGGGCGCCGUCCGCCCACGUGGUUCAUCCGCCGCCGAGUCACAUGCCGGCGCCCCCGUCCCAGCCGCCACCCGCCCACAACAGGGCUAAGCUCGGCCGCCAAAUGACGCCUAUGCCUGGGCGCAUGAAGGCUCGGCCAUCUGAUGGGCGAAUUCUGGAGCCCGCACAGGAAAUUGGCGGACCGGAAGUUCCGGCUGGACCGGAAGACGUAGACGAAAACAUGAUGAAGCAGAUCCUGGGAUCGAUGUACAAGGACCGGGACUACCUUGAGAAACUGCUUGGGGAGACAGACAACAUCACAUUACCCGGGACUUCUAACGUCGGUUCCACCGCAAAGAACGGCCUCAACUUCCUGUACGACCGAGUACUCAACUGGGUCCGCAAGGGAGAGCACCUUCCGGUGACGCAGCCGACGCCGCUCCCCAGGGAGACGCGAACCUCGGCGCGCCGGAAGUCGAUGGCGCAUGGGUCUUCGGUCGAGAGCCUCAUUGAAGAUCAAGAGAAGGAAAACGAAGCCCGUCUCACGCGCAGGUCCAAGAAAAAGGGUCAGUCCAAGGCCCCGCAUACUUGGUACAACUAUCUGGAAUCCAAAAAGCUCGAAGAAGCACAGGAACGCAAAAACGCGCGUAACGCAUUCUUGCACGUGGUGGAAGGUCGCAAGAUAAAACCGAAAGAACACUCCAAUUUGGAAAUGAAAAAGUCCAAGCAAUCACCGGAAACCAGCCGCCGGAAGGAGCCGGGCAUGCGAAGAACGAAAGACCAUGACAGCAAAGAGUCGCUGAACCAAUCGUUCCAGUUCAAGUCGUACCGGCCUGGAAGUGACCUGCGCAAGAGCAACGACAGCCAGAAAACCACGCCCAUGGAGACGUCGGACGUCGAAGAGACAACGGAGCGGAAGACGCCACCCAAGAAGAUCCGGAACUACGGCGGAAGUAAGGAGAAGCUCGAACGCCGACGGGCGGCCGUAACCAAGUACACCGUGAAGGAAAUGGAAGAGAUCGAGGCCUCGUACGCGGAGUGCCACUACGACGAGUGUGCCAAGAAAUCGCGCCACCUGAUCAAAGUGCUCGAGCAGGAGGACCUGCCGGACAAGGCUGUUUACCUGGCGCACCUCUACAGUUUCCUGGGCAACGUGUGCAUCAGCCGGAAGGAAUACGAGAAGGGACUCGAGUACCACAACAUGGACCUCGAGAUCGGCGAGAAAUUUAAAAUCGACGAUGCGAUAUCUCGAGCUCUGGGCAACCUUGGUCGGGUCUAUGCGGUCCAGAAACGGCACCAAGAGGCAUUGGACGUUUUCCUCCGGAAGACCCCUAUGUGUACGACGCGCAUCGAGACGGCUUGGCUGUUCCACGAGAUCGGUAACUGCUUCCUGGCGCUCGGCGACUUCGAGUAUGCAAAAGACGCCGCCAAGAAGUCGCUUGAGGCCGCAUCCGAGGCCGUGGAGUGGAGCUACCAGCUGCAGUCCUGUGUGCUCAUGGGCGUGGCGGAGGUGAAGUUAAAGCAGUAUCACGCUGCCUUUAACACGUUUGAGAAGGCGUUAGACCAGGCACGCAUGCAAGGUGACGAGAAGGCCGAGGACGCCAUCCGAGAGGCGCUGCAAGACGUCAACGACCGCAUCGUGGAGGAGAUGCGUACCAAGGGGCCGCUGAACUUCCCGGAGUCCCGCUCCGACAACUUCCUGACGCCUAUAUCACGCUCGAACACCACGGUCACCGACUAUCAGUUGCAGGGGCUCUCUCGGUCGCGCGCCGAGAUCGCGAAGAUGCAGGCGGAACUCGGACCGCGCUUCCGGGCGGACUACGCUAGGACGCCGGCGGCAUUCUCGGAAUACUCAAGCAUCCUGAUACCCGAAGACGACGGCGACGUGUCGCUCACCGACACCGUAGACGACCACGUGGACUUGAACCUUGACCUCGAGCGCAUGCGGACGGAAUCGACGAUGUUGGGGUCGGCGUUAGGUAUGCGAGACAAUAUCCGGUCGGCGACUUUUGUGUCUGGGAAAGGACAUUAGUUUAAUAUUGACAUUUAUUUAUACCGUUAAUUUGAUCGUCAUAAAUCGAUGUUCCUAUUAAAGUUAUUCCGUAUAUUCCUCUUCUUUUCGACUAGCGUUUUAAAGAUAACGUUUGUUUAACUAACUGAACAUCUUCUGGUUAUUUCGAUUCGAUAACAAAUAGGAACAUUGAUGAAAAGACAUGUGAUACUCAAUUCUAUAUAUAUAUAAAAGCGCCUUACAGAGUGUUCAUUUCAAUUUAUUUUCGGCAUAAAGUAAUGAACACCCUUGAACUAAGGCGAAGCUAAAGGCAUUGAAAAUAUUAAUUGUUGCAACGUUUCCAGAUCAUUCCUUACGAUUUUGAUUUCAUUUCUUAUGUAAGGAAUAUCCGUAAAUGACGUUCAUUGAAUCCUAGACUCCAGCAGGGUCGCUUCUCUUCAAGUGAAUUAUUUCGGCGAAUUUAUUUCGCUCGUUAGCUUCCCGUUAUUUGUUUUGGUUAUAACGGGUAUUUUUUUUGCCACAUUUCAAACAUAUUUUCAAUAGUUUCCAGUCAAAGCGCCUGCAUCACUUUCAUGGUAAAAUAAUAUCCCUCCCCCUCAGAAAAUAUCGCCGUUUCUUAAACUCAUAGGGAUCUGGAAUUAAAAAAAAAUAAUUCCCUAAAACUAUUCUAAAUAAUUAAACGUGACCUGUUUCGUAUUUUUGCUGUGAAGAGAAGCGAUUUUCUGAUUAAGGGGGUAAAUUCGAAUGCCAAUUGGAGUUCCGUCCCUUGUUCAAACCAGGGAUGUAACUUCGAUUACAAUUCGCAGGUAUGCCACUGUUACAUACGAACAUUACACGCGUGCCAAAUGUCCAUUGAUAUUGAUCUGUUGCUAUAUUAUGUAAUUUGAUAUUCUUGUUUUUCUACAUUUGAUAUUUCUAUACCAUAAACAUUGAACUUGUCUGUGAUAUUUUUGUAUUGGUUGUGUUUUGUGGCGUCCCCGUUUACAAAAGUGAUAUUCAUAUUUUAUGAUUUUUUUUAAUGUUUCCGAUAAUUAUGUUAUUACAAAGCAGAUAAAUUUAAUACUCCUCUUUAAAAUAGUAUUAAAAUAAGGCGUCCGUUAUUUCUUAAAAAUACGCACAUCAAUAUUUGACAAUUAAUUUGUUAUUGAGCUUAUUGUUUGUUAAAUUCUUUGUAUCGUCUUCUAGUCAAGUCCUAAUUUAAUUUUUUAUCAACAUGUAUGUCUUAAGCUAUGUCUCGUACUAUAC